AUGUCCAUCUUUGUCCAAUCUCGGAUCAACUAUGCAUUCGAGAAUGAACAGAUCGUGGAGCUUGCUCUCAGGUCAGCUCACAGAGAUAAGCAUACUGGAGAGGGCAAUGAUGGGAACAGGGGCCUUGCUCAUUACGGGGUUCUAGCAAUAUCGAUGGUAGAAACCCACAACGUUAUUGUCGAAAGUGGAAAGACAUUACAUGAUCUUCAUGUUCGAAACCAUUGGUGGAAUACAAAGAAAGGUCGAGCAGCCGCGUGCAGGUCGUUAGGUUUUGAACCUUUCAUCGUUAGGAGUACUCGGCAACACUAUCAGUCCUUGUCUGAUGCUGUGCUCGACAACGCUCUCAGUGCACUAAUUGGAGCUGUUUGGCUGGACUGUGAAGACCGCGGGAAGACCACGGCUGUGACUCGUCGUACACUCUGGGAAGUGCUGCGUAGCAUAGAUGAUGCCUUGACCAAUUCCUCACUCUUGGCAGGCGAAGACAGUGCUCUAAUGCAGAUGAACUAUGAGAAAUGUGAGUUAUUUGGAGAUUCGCUUGCGGAAUCCGGAACUCCGACGGCCAGCUUUGGGGCAGAGCUCGACGAUAUUGGAAGAUUUGCACAAGGAUGGUCCGAGUGGGUGUUUGAUGACACCUGCCAUGAUUUUGUCCUGGAACAACCGGGGUUCUCGAACAGAUCCCCACUUGACUUUCCAAUUGAAACUACGAAUGACCACUUGUCUGGAUUUAGUCUUGUGGGAGACUCUGGCGCGUCCCUCCUAACGCUGGCCAACGCAAAAACGGGUGCCGAGUUUGAAGAAGUACCCCACAAGAGCCACGACGCCUUUGAUGAGACGCCUGCCUUCUCUUCUCCAGAGGAAUCACGAAAUGCCAACAGAAAUGCGACACCAUCAAGUCCAUGCUUGAAGAGAAAACGAUUCCAAGGCACUCGAGGAAAGGAUCAUCCAAUAUACAGCAGCAUGCUGUGCUCAGAGCAGCAAAAGUUGGAUUGUGUCGCCCCACUUCGGAAAGAUGAAUUGGCCAGGUUCUUAGAAAUCCCUCAAGUCUGUAAGCCGGAAAACAAGCCAACCAUGUUGCUUCGCUUCUUGUACUUGGCUACAGGAAGUUGGCAAGUUCUUGACGACUUCCAGGGCCAACUUCGAUUGGCGCGCAGCCUCCCAGUCAUUUGCAGACAGCCAGGGACUGCUGCCGAGACUUACCGUGAGAUUUGUCGUCUCGAAGGUGUUGAAUCACUGAACAUCCUCAUGCGACGAUACCAUACCAUCAAUCUAUGUGAGAAUGAAAGAGAGGAACAGCGCCGAUGCAAUCAGAUUAUCGUGGAAACUCCCCACACAAUUGGAUUGCCAGGCAGAUUAAACGCAGGGAAUCCUAUUUUGGCUCUAGAUGCAAGUCUUACAGACCAGCUAGUUUACAGGAUAAUGCCUAAUAUAGAGCCCGGUUCUGAAGAAUUCAAGAAGGCUCGUCGCAAAGUGAAGCGACUUCGCAAGUUGGCAAGAUAUCUCUACAUCUUAAUCGACAGCUAUGGUAUUGGUAUUCUUGCUCUUCUGCCGUCUGGACCUUCUUUUGGGGACAUUUCCUUGACUGAUAAUGUGUCCGCUUCUCUUAAGGCUGAGCAAAUUCGUCGAAACUUCUCUGCUGGCAGUAGCAACAUGUUCUUUGAGGACCCAUACCACAUGCCCCGUUGA
Messenger RNA from Plenodomus lingam JN3, 1683 nucleotides. NCBI's taxonomy places the organism in Eukaryota, Fungi, Ascomycota, Dothideomycetes, Pleosporales, Leptosphaeriaceae. The record is from RefSeq and is a predicted model, not a curated record.